This is a messenger RNA of Cheilinus undulatus (humphead wrasse), 1188 nucleotides long. RefSeq names its product tubulin polyglutamylase complex subunit 2 (gene tpgs2). NCBI's taxonomy places the organism in Eukaryota, Metazoa, Chordata, Actinopteri, Labriformes, Labridae. The record is from RefSeq and is a predicted model, not a curated record. Bases 84 to 1031 code for a protein of 315 amino acids. The transcript has 9 exons. Gene Ontology annotation, biological process: protein polyglutamylation.
AGGUCCAGGCUGAGAGGUGAAUGAUACUGUGCUAAAGGAUGCUUCAAGGAUUUUGUAUGAUUUAUUAAUACAUUUUCUUCAAAAUGGAGGAGGCAAAAGAGGGCUUAUCAUUCAAAGGUGUUGCUGAAAGACUAACGCUUGGUAUUACUCGAAUAUUAGAAAACAUGCCUGGUGUGGUCGAUGUGCGUUUUGUAGAGAGAGAGCCAGCAGAGAAGAGGAGCCUGCUCUCGUGGGAACAGAAAAACACCUGUAUUUUACCAGAGGACCUGCGAGAUUUUUAUCUGACAACUGAUGGAUUCACACUAACAUGGGGUGUUAAACUAGAUAAUGAGUGUGUUUCUUUAGGAUGCAUGAUGAUCAAUAGUGUGGCAAGGCUUUGCCCACUGCUGCAGCCAGUAUCAUUAUUCUCUCUACCUAAUGCCCCAUCACUGGCUGACCUGGACUGGGAGGAGAACAACACAGAAAAUGGGAAGAGGCAUGUUCCUGCUGCACCCCAUUUUGAUUCCCGGAGCCGCAUCUAUGAGCUGGAUCCCUGUGGUGGGAACGGCAAAGUGUGCCUAGUCUACAAAAACUGCACCGCAGGUGUUGUGGCUCAGCAGAGUGAAAUCUGGUUCCUCGAUCGCUCACUGUGCUGGCAUUUUCUGACAGCAACCUUCACCUCCUACUACCGUCUGAUGAUCACCCACCUGGGUCUGCCUGAGUGGCAGUAUGCCUUCACCCCUUAUGGCCCCAGCCCUCAAGCCAAGCAGUGGGCAUCUUUGUACCAGCCCCUGACUUUCAGCAGUGAGCUCAGCCUGGCCGAUCCUACCAGUGAUUCCUAUCUCAACAAGCUGGAUCCAACAAAAGCCUUCAGAGGCAAAGCAAAGGUGCCAGUCCCUAAGAAGAAGCAGUCAACACAGUGCAGCUUAGGGAGCACUGCCAAGAGCCAGGGCAGCACAGGAAGACACAUAGGUGUAAAACGCUUGAUCAACUAUGGGAGGACAUCAUCAACAACUUAUUCUGGACCACUACACAUCGAAAUGGAACCAUAACCAGGGCAUUGGUGGUGGCACCAGCUUGUGAUGAGCAACAGUCUCCUCCUCCAGUAGCCUGUCACCCCGAGAGACGGGAGGGUGGUGCAACUCCACAAAGACCUUGUAGAUCCCUGCACCCAAUAUUCCUCCAAUUGGGGGUGCAACAAGAGGUACC